This is a messenger RNA of Electrophorus electricus (electric eel), 1859 nucleotides long. It is a transcript of the gene nt5dc1, whose product is annotated as 5'-nucleotidase domain containing 1. The record is from RefSeq and is a predicted model, not a curated record. Gene Ontology annotation, molecular function: 5'-nucleotidase activity. NCBI's taxonomy places the organism in Eukaryota, Metazoa, Chordata, Actinopteri, Gymnotiformes, Gymnotidae.
UACGGUACCCGGAAGGAUCUCGAUGCACCUUUGCACCUUUGCUUUACCAACAAAGAAGGGAACCAAGCGCACGCAGCUGGCAUGGAAGCGCACGCCCGGUGACAAGCCGUACGGUACCUUAACCCGACAACUGCGCGUGUCUGCGCGCACAGCGUGAGCGGUUACAUUAGCGCCACGCGCGGUGACAUUGGGAGACGCGAACCCGCCGCUCGCGCCGCAGCCUUCGCCUCGAGCGCUACCAUGAGUGGAUGUUUUUCGCUCGCGGAUUGUGACGUGAUUGGAUUCGAUUUGGAUCAUACCCUGUGUCGGUACCAUCUGAAGGAGACCUGCAGGCUAAUCUAUGAAAGUUUUGCCCGAUAUCUUGUGGAACACAGAGGUUAUGAUCAGGAUCUGCUAAAUCUCACUCCAGCCACAUGGGACUUCUGCUGUAAAGGCCUUGUGGUGGACCUCGAAGAAGGAAACCUGGUGAAGCUAGCCGAGGACGGCACCGUAUUACGGGCCACCCAUGGCACUUGUGAUCUGAGCACAGAGGAGCUAUUAAAGCACUAUGGUCCUAAAAGAGAAUGGAGACACUUCAACAGCCUCAAUACCACGUUCACACGAUCUGCAAAAUAUUAUUUCUAUGACAACUAUUUUGACCUUCCUGGAGCUCUUCUCUGUGCUAGAGUGGUGGACAUGCUACGCAAGCGAGGCAGUGAAGUCACUGCGGACUUCUGGAAGGAUAUUGUGGCUGCUAUCGAUCACAAUUACAACACAUCUGCAUUCCGAGAGGAUGCAGGUUGGUACUUCCCCAGUGUGAAGAGGGACCCAGGCCGAUACCUGCAGCCCUGCUCGGCCUCUGUGUGUCGCUGGCUGCGAAGGCUGAAGGAGGAAGGCAAAGUGUUACUGCUCAUCACCAGCUCACACUCAGACUACUGCAGACUUGUGUGUGAGCACAUCCUGGGGAAGGACUUUGAGGAGCUUUUCGAUGUCAUCAUCACUAAUGCACUGAAACCAGGGUUCUUCUCCCUCAUUCCACAGCAGAGACCAUUCAGAACACUGGUGAAUGACUUGGAGGAUAGUGUGGGGUUACCAGGGUUAGAAAAACCUGGCUGGUAUUCUCAGGGCAACUGGCCUCAUCUACACGAACUGCUGAAGUCCAUGACUGGCAAAGCCCAGCCGAAGGUGGUGUAUUUUGGGGACAGCAUGCGCUCAGACAUGUUUCCAGCUUUCAGCUUCGGGAAGUGGGAGACUGUGAUGGUUGUGGAGGAGAUGGAAGGGGAGGGAGUGGCUAGCGCUAGCCACUCCCCCAGUCAGGCCCCUUUAGAGAAGAAAGGCAAAUUUGAGGAUGAGGGCAUGAAGACACCUUCAGCCGUGUCUGAGCAGUGGGGGUCGUAUUUUGUGGAUGUUCAGAAGGGAGAGGAAGGAGAAGAUAAGCUGAGACUGACCUGGUGUUGCCACUGCAUCCACACCUACAGCACACUGGCCAUCCCCAGUGUGGAGGCCAUCACAGAGCUGCCACUUGAUUUUAAGUUCCCUCGGUUUUCUCUAGAUAAGCCAAGCACUACAGGUUACUACCCCAGACCUCCCGACUCACUGCUGAAGAAGGAACAGAGUCGCUCGUGAAUUCCCGUGGUUCCACAGUGGAGGCUUGACCCUCCACCUCCAGUGGCACAAACAGAACUCAGUUACAUGUUAUUAAAAGGUGAAACAGUAAAUGUUUUAAGUGAGAGCAUUUUUCACACAGCUGAAACCCAAACUCAUCACUACCUUUCAACACAUUGCUUAUACUCUUGUACCAAAUCCCUACCCCCAACACUCCCUAUUCCCUAACCCCUAAAACCUACCCUCUAACCCCUAAAUCCUAAAACCUACCCUCU